This is a messenger RNA of Metarhizium acridum CQMa 102, 1590 nucleotides long. The record is from RefSeq and is a predicted model, not a curated record. Lineage: Eukaryota; Fungi; Ascomycota; Sordariomycetes; Hypocreales; Clavicipitaceae.
AUGUCUGGAAAAGACGAGAUUCACUUCAAGUGCACUAUUCAAGGCCUCCACGGGGAGGACCCGCUCAGGCAAGACUUGGAUCUCACCGAGAAGAAAUCCGUGCCUCGCAGGGUAUUUGCUGCCAAGAUUCGAAGCAAGUAUGGAGUUCCGGGUGAAAUAACCCUUCACCGCUCCGUAAGAGGCAAAUCCGGGUUGGUCCCCGGCCAAGAGAUAAGAGAUGACAACUUAACCCUGGAGAGCAACGAGACUAUAUUCGUUCUGUACAAUAAGGAAGUCGUUGUUAUAGCGGGGGGCGCGGGCACCGGGUCGGAGGUGGUCUCGAGAAACAGCACACUGGCUCUGGCUGAAGGCGGUGUCGGCGAGGGCGGAAGAAUGGAUGCUCAUGGCAACGCGAUGGGAGGGAACGGCUUCGGGGGAGACGCCUACGGGCAAGACGUUGAAGGGGAAGCCGGAAAGGGUUACGGUGGCCCUGUGGUGACUUGGUGUUUAGGGAUCCCGCCACUGCGCCUCGCUCCUCCCGUAUCGUUGUCAAGAAGUGAGCUACAAGACAUGAUUUGCAAACAAGGAGAUUUCUUCGGCGCGUCUGCCAAUCCAUGUGCAGAAAUGGAACCAGCAUAUCCGUCACAAUACACGUACCUCAUGCUACUGGUUACUCGCAAAAAAGGCGACGAGACCCAUGCACCAUGUGGUCAGGAGACAGCUGCCACCACAGCCUGCAUCCAUAAUUACUCACCGGUAACAUGUUGUACCACCCGCAGACCAGCCUUACUGCACGACAAAGAAUUUCUUGCGUUCCCACUCGCGGCUGCAGCGCGUACAGAAGUGAUGCAGCGCCUCACAACCACCGGAUGUUCCUCCCGCCGCCACCAAGCUCGACGGCCACGAAAACCAGGAGACGGCAGCGUCACGGUGGAAGGCAUGGCCACCCUCCGAGCGCACAGGGAAAAGGCGUUUCAAUACCCCGGUGGCCUCGAGAAAACCCGGUACACACCUGCUCCUCUCACGGAACACAAGCUGCUUAGCAAGAGCUACGAUGGAGAAGCCCCGAAUCGCACCGUUGGAAUUGUCCUCGGCGUGGUGCUGGGUGUCUUCUUGGGUACUAUUGCGGUCCUAUGUAUCUGCCAGUGCAGCAAUACUUGGCCUCGCACCCGCACCGGGCGACGUCACCAAAGACUGAAAGUGCUCUUGUCCAACGUCACGGCUGUCUCGAAGCGGGAUGGAGAUUCCGGAGAGCCGGGCGGUACGGGGCAACCGGGCCUCACAGAAGGACCGGCCGCUUCAACAGGGAUCGCGGACGCGUCCCCGCCAAGCAGCGAAAAGCACGCGGGCGGCAUGGGCAGCCCUGCAAUUAGAAGAGAUGAUCCCAUCUGUACUAGUAGUGCUCAUUGCGCAAAUGAUCGAGGCUCAGUACAAGGAGGCAAGGGCAUCGGCGGGUCUGCGGCAGGCGGGCCCGGCGGUCCGGGAGGCCAUGGCGGCGACGGCGGCACAGGAGGUUGCGGGGGACAUGGCGGCGAUGGAAUGGCUGAUGCCGAAGCCAAUGCCUCCGUGUCGGUUUGCGCUCUCACGAACCUGACACAUCCGCACGACUAG